Molecule: messenger RNA, 2113 nt
Organism: Erinaceus europaeus (western European hedgehog)
Lineage: Eukaryota; Metazoa; Chordata; Mammalia; Eulipotyphla; Erinaceidae
Gene: ORC6
Product: origin recognition complex subunit 6
Exons: 7
Coding region: 213-1037 (274 amino acids)
Biological process (GO): DNA replication; DNA replication initiation
Cellular component (GO): nuclear origin of replication recognition complex
Molecular function (GO): DNA binding
Source: RefSeq, a predicted model, not a curated record
ACAUUGAUGGGCCUGGAUAGUAGCCAGUCUCACUAUAAGCAAGGGUGGGACUGGGCAAAAUUAACAGAGAAUUAUUCGGCGGCAGGAAAGAGACUGCUGAAAGGAAAGGCAGUGUUUGACUAAUCUGUCAAAAAGGACGGGUUGAAAGGAACAGUCGCUCGUCCUUGUUCGCCUUGUCGCCGAGCAAACACUAAGGCGCAUGCGCAGAAGGAAUGCUAGGAUUGACUUGUGGGCUGUCUCAAUAUCCGUCCCGACCAAUUCGGAGGCAGCGGGAGGCGGGGGGCGGGGUUUUUCACUUCACUGGCCCGCUAGGCGUUGGCGCGCGGGUUUUGUCGCGUUGCUGCCUUGAGCGCCAAGUGCUGUGGGCCGCGAUGGAGUCGGGGCUGCUUAGGCGUCUAGCUCCACGCCUGGGCAUCUCCGAGCCCGAGGUGCUGAGGAAAGCAGAAGAAUACUUUCGACUGUCCCACAUAAAGUGUGUUGGCCUGUCUGCACAUACCACAGAAACCAGCAAUGCUGUUAUGUGCCUGGACCUUGCAGCUUCCCAUGUAAAGUGCCCCUUGGACAGGACUUACUUAAUUAAACUUUCUGGUUUGAAUAAGAAGAUGUAUCAGAGCUGUCUUAAAUCUUUUGAGUGUUUACUGGGCCUGAAUUCAAAUAUUGGCAUAAAAGACCUUGCUGUACAAUUCAGUUGUACAGAAGCAGUGAACAUGGCUUCAAAGAUACUGCAAAGCUAUGAGUCCAGUCUUCCACAAAUACAGCAAGUGGACCUUGACUUAUCCAGGCCACUUUUUACCACUGCUGCACUACUUUCAGCAUGCAAGACUCUAAAUCUGAAAGUGGACAAAAAUAAAAUGGUGACUGUAUCUGGUGUAAAAAAAGCCAUAUUUGACCGUCUUUGUAAACAACUAGAAAAGAUUGCUCAGCAGGUUGAUAGAGAGCCUGGAGAUCCUGCUGUUCCACCUGUGAAAAAAAGGAAAAGAGCGACUGAACUUCCAACAAAGGGUUUCAGGAAAAUGAAUGAAUCAGGGAAGCCCUAAAAGGACAGAUAAACAAUGAAAAUGAAGUUGACUGGUGAGACACAAUAAGGACCAGAGGAUUCCUAGCCUGUGUAACUGAGCAGACACAGCACAACUCCAACCCCUGGCCACCAGGCAGGAAUAAGACUCAAUUGCCAGAGUGCUUUUUUCCUCAAGAUAAGUCAGAAGUUUAGGUAUCUUUGUAGAAAAAAAGAUGUUUUCAUCUACUUUUGAAUGUUGAGAACUAAAUCAAACUUAAACACUCAUUUGUCAUGUAUGGCAGUCAGAGCACCUCUGUGAUGUAGGCUUAAUCCACAAGCAGCUUGUUUGACACCAUUGACACCAUUGACUUGGAAUAGUGAUCUGAAAUCUGGUUUGUACUUUAGAAUUAUGAGGAUCUCUCAAAAAUACCAGUGACCUGCCUCAAACCCAACCAGUUACCUCAGAAUCUCAGAGGUAACUUUGAAGCUUCAGUGGUCAAGGAGAUCACAGAUACUAAGUAUCGACUCACCAUAUUGAGACAAUUAAGUCUCUCAGGUCAGCUUUGAGGCCUUUAGGAAAUCUGAAACAAUGCUUGCUGCGCUGGCAGAUGUGAGAGGUAGCAGAUGAAGGACUUAUAGUUGAAAAAAACCUAGAGAGUUAAGGCCCAGUAUCUGAGGUCUAACAUUACAGUCUACAUUAUCUGGGCCUGAAGUCAUAGAUGAGUCCCUUUAUAUUCCUGAAACCUCAGUCUUCACCCUUAAAAGGAAAUAAUAACUUCUUCCUAUUUUCCUUCUGUGAAUGUGUGAGGAGCAAAUGACAUAAUAUGCAUGAAACACUAUAUGGCUUUCAAAGCAAAAAGGCUGGGAAUGUUUGUAGACAGGGCUCCUUUCAAUUUAUUUAUUAAUUCAUUUUUUUAUUUUUAUGUAAUGUCAUAUAAGGCAAUGAACUCAACAUCGUAAUUAUAUAUGAUGCAACCUCAUGGACUCAACGUUUUACUUUCUUAUUUAGAGAGAUAUAAGGAGGGACAGCAAGAAAGAGGAGAAUUCUGUCUUCCCUGGGCAGAUGACCUCAUCAACAUGUCUUGAAACCUCACUAGGUGGAGUCGGGUGGUAGUG